AUGUUUAUCAUGAGCCUGGCGAUUGCUGACCUAACUGUUGGAAUGAUCGUUAUGCCAAUCAGCUCAGCCUAUGCCAUCACUGGAAACUGGAAAUUUGGAAUCAUCGUUUGCCAGUUCUGGUUGUCGGUGGACUACAGUGCAAGUACAGCAUCCAUCCUGAACCUUUUCAUCCUAAGUUUGGACAGGUACUGGUCAAUACGUUCACCCCUGAAAUACUUAAGGAAAAGAACAAAAAAGCGGGCUCUUAUCAUGAUUGGGAUAGUGUGGUUGGUGUCUGCUAUGUGGAUUGUUCCAAUUAUUGGAUGGCACUUUUGGUAUAACAAUGGCAUUCGUAAACAGCCUAGCGAUGUGUGCGAAACGGAAUUCGCCGAUAAUGUGUUUUUCAAACUGACAACGUCGACUGCCAACUUCUACGUGCCCAUGCUGUUAAUGAUUUGCUUGUACGUGAAGAUAUUUUCAGAAAUUAAGAAGAGAAGUAAUUUUGAAAUCGGUCAGUGCAAUCAGAGAGGAAAAGAAAUAAAUAAUGAUUCCAUUAACCAACCAGUGUGUGAAAUCCAAUCCCAACAAGACAGUUGUCAGAGAAAUGUGAGAUGGCACUCGACUCGAAGUCGGAUCCAAGGCGAGUCUAGACAAGUCCGGAAUGCUUCGACUCCUUUUGGUGAAGAGUUCUUUGAAUGUGAUGAAGAAAACCAAUAUUCGGAGUCCAGUUUUACAAUCGAAAAACGAGAAAUGGACCCCUGGCGAGAUGUCAAUCAGAUUAAUGUCACGACAUCUAACCAUUUUAGUAAGAGUGGGAAGAGCAAUUUAAAGACAGUGAAAGGAAAUCGUCGCUAUAGACAUUUAACGUUACUAUCAGUCCCCAUGCUGAACGAUGAGCAGGGACAUCAAAUUACUCCAUUCCACAAACAGCAUUUCGAUGAUGUCACAGUCAAUGUUGAAGUGGUCAGUGACAGUGGCAGCGAGGACAAAGAUUUAGUCUUUCACGAAAAUGACAAAGCGUCAACGUUCCAUUCACGCAGACAAGCUUUUCUUUCUUCAUCAUCAACAUCGCCAAAUACUGACGCGAAGCCAAAGAGAUCAAGAUGUGGAUCGGGAAAAUCCAAAUCAUUUCUUGAAAAAUCUUACAGGCCCAAAAUAAAUCGUAAUAAUCUUGGUCAAGAAGACAUAGAACUCGACUCCGUGGUGGAUCAACUACUGAAGCCCAAGGCCAGCCUUUCAGGUAAGCAUAAACAUUGUAAAAACAUUAAAAACUCGCUUUAUGUAAAACCCUGUGAUUCGCUGGCUCAGCGUGGCACCGGAUCAAAUAUCCGAGCUGGAUCAGGAUUCUUGCCUCACCUCACCACAGCAUUCCGCGUUACAAGAAAAUCUCUGGCAUCGAAUCUAAGGCAAGAAAAGAAGGCUGCUAGACAACUGGGAGUUAUAAUGGGCGCUUUUGUUCUAUGCUGGCUUCCUUACAUUAUAACAUUCAUUGUCACAGCUUACUGUGAUGAUUGCAUUGAUCCAAAAAUCCAUACCGCUACCAUCUGGCUAGGCUAUUUGAACUCUACGAUGAAUCCAUUUUUGUACGCCUUGUGCAACGAUAAUUUUAAGAGGGCUUUCAAAAAAAUGAUUAGAAGGAGUUCCAGUUAUUCCAAGUUUUUUCCUGCUUUCAACAGCACACGGACAGACCAUCUUUUUGCCUGA
Molecule: messenger RNA, 1683 nt
Organism: Limulus polyphemus (Atlantic horseshoe crab)
Lineage: Eukaryota; Metazoa; Arthropoda; Merostomata; Xiphosura; Limulidae
Product: histamine H1 receptor-like
Exons: 1
Coding region: 1-1683 (560 amino acids)
Biological process (GO): chemical synaptic transmission; G protein-coupled receptor signaling pathway, coupled to cyclic nucleotide second messenger
Cellular component (GO): dendrite; plasma membrane
Molecular function (GO): G protein-coupled acetylcholine receptor activity; G protein-coupled serotonin receptor activity
Source: RefSeq, a predicted model, not a curated record